UUAUAUCUUGACUUUUGAAUCAUUUGAAAUGUCUUUGAAGAAAAAUGAAGCUACAUCAAUAGUAGACAAGCGACCAUUAGGAUUGUGCGAUUCUACAGAGAAAAUUAAGUCGUCUUCCUUUAAAGGCAAAUGUUCAAAAUCGUGUACGAAGUCUAGAAAAACCAGUUUAAAUGGACUUCAAACAUCAGACAAACCGCAAACGUUGCGUGAAUCAUCUUAUCGUCAAAAGAACUCCGAGACAAAGCCCACAGGGGAAAUGCCACUGUUCGCACAACUGAAAACGAAAAUGAAAGAAACGUCAAGGAAGUUGCAGAGCACCCUGCCAUUUUUUAAAAAGACGACGAAGCGUACCAUGACGAGAGUCAGAUCCUUGUAUGUCGGCUCCAGGGCAAAGCGAGUAUUGGGAUUCAAGUGCGACCUAAAAAAAUGCAACAGUACGUUAAUGGAUUGUAGCGCAGGAGCUUGCAGAAAAAAGAGCAUGAUUUUUAGCGAAUCCAAUCAACCAUGCAGUUCGAAAACGAUCGAUCGUAGCGUCAGUGACACUUCGAUAAAAUCGAGCUCAAGUGAAGGCGUACAGCAGGCAAAUCGACUUUUAUCGCUUUAUAGCGCUUGUAAGCCGCCCGCCAUUCCAAGCUGCACGUGUAAUCUGGAAUGUAAAGAGCUCGUUAUUACGGCGGCACUAUUCACGAUCGGGACUCCCAACUGACAACCAGACUACACGUUGAUAGGCGGAUAUGACCGCGAUAUUUUCUGUGAAGCGAGAGUUAUCGCUUGAUCAAUUCUUUUUUUUUUUCGUACGCUAGAAAAUUUCAAUUAUACCCAACGAAGCACAUAUCUCACCUCCUACCCCUCCUAUUCUUUAUAAAUUCUUGCGCUACUAUCCAACGCUAAAUGAUAAACAAAAAUUAUACAUAUGUUUUAUUAUACCUUGAAAAAAAUCAAAGAAGUGCAUAU
This is a messenger RNA of Cyphomyrmex costatus, 954 nucleotides long. RefSeq lists its product as uncharacterized. The coding region runs from base 29 to 706 and encodes 225 amino acids. The record is from RefSeq and is a predicted model, not a curated record. The transcript has 4 exons. NCBI's taxonomy places the organism in Eukaryota, Metazoa, Arthropoda, Insecta, Hymenoptera, Formicidae.